Messenger RNA from Brassica napus (rape), 1497 nucleotides. RefSeq names its product RING-H2 finger protein ATL75-like. Gene Ontology annotation, biological process: protein ubiquitination. Bases 178 to 828 code for a protein of 216 amino acids. Gene Ontology annotation, molecular function: transferase activity. The record is from RefSeq and is a predicted model, not a curated record. NCBI's taxonomy places the organism in Eukaryota, Viridiplantae, Streptophyta, Magnoliopsida, Brassicales, Brassicaceae. The transcript has a single exon.
AUUCUUAACCAAAUCUUAGUCUCCAAUUUUAUAUAUAACAAGAUAAAUUAUCAGUCCCCACUCACUUAAUCAGUAUCUCAAGCUAUAUAUAAGACCACUUUGAAUUCCAUAGAAAGAGUAAGAAGCAACAACAAAAAAAAAAGAGAGAGAAGAUACUUUGAUUCAAAGCUUAAGAAAAUGUCUUCCACUCAAGCCUUCCAAGAACAAGUCCAUGGCGGUUUUAUCUCUCGAAAGCUGCUUCUGCACAACCCAUUUGACCACAACACUCAACAAACCUUCAUGGUCACACCAUCUCCCCUCAUUACACAUGAGAACAACCUCAGUGGGAAUGUCUUGAUGCUUCUCUCAGUCCUCAUCUGUGGAAUCAUCUGCUGCCUCGGUUUACAUUAUAUCAUUCGUUGCGCAUUAAGACGUACUUCAAGUUUCAUGAUCUCUGAGCCUAUCUCCAGUCUUUCAACACCACAUGGGUCAUCAAACAAAGGAAUCAAGAAGAAAGCUCUUAAUAUGUUCCCGGUCGUGAGUUACUCAACUGAGAUGAACUUGCCAGGGGUCGGUGAAGAAUGCGUCAUCUGUUUGUCGGAUUUUGUUUCUGGUGAAAAGCUCAGGCUGCUCCCUAAGUGCAACCACGGGUUCCAUGUUCAUUGCAUUGACAAGUGGCUUCAACAACAUUUGACUUGUCCAAGCUGCAGACACUGUCUUGUUGAGACAUGCCAAAAGAUCUUAGGUGACUCCAGUCAAGUGACAGCAACACCAUCAGAGAGCAUAAUUGUCAGGAUAGCUACUCUAGAGCCUGAAGGAAGAUUAAACACUUUAAGAGAAAACAUCUAAAUUCUCAAGAAACCAUCAUAAGUUCAGAAUCUAUGCUCAAGUUAGAUAGAAGUUUUUUUUUUAGAUCUGAGCACAGCUCAUGUCUAUUGCCAUAGAAGAGUUUCAAAAGAAAAAAAGAAAAAAAAAAACAAAAUAGUUCAAAAUUUAACAAAUUUUUAUGUCUUUCUUUAUUUUUUGUUUUUGCCUGUAACACAAAGUGUAUACAGAGGAAAUAUAAACAUACUAGUAUAUGCUCGGGUAUUUAAUUCAUUGUUUUUUUUUCUUAUCUUUAAUUGAUAACAAAAACCUUUUUUAGUUUAAUUUAGUAAAAGUAAAUUUGAAUAAUUGGAAGAAAAUAAAUUAUGAUAACAUGAUAAUUUUUUUUCCGUCUGAUUAAUUAUGCUAUUACAACGAUAAGAAAUAUUACAUAGAUGAUUCUAUAGCCGACAAUUCUACCAUCAUAUGAGAAUGCACGUCUAAUUGCAUCGCUCCGACCGCCCUAUGAGAUCCAUGUUCGAUGAUACGCCCUUGCAUCAUGCUGAAGAAUGCACGUAUGAUUGCAUCGCUCCGAGCCGUCCUAUGAGAUCCAUGUUCGAUGAUACGCCUUUGCACCAUGCUGAAAACCUCUUGUAACUUUUUUUUUCCAUGAUCUACAUAAUUUGCGUUUUCUAGGGUUUGAACCCCAGACCU